AUGACGACUGUAGACGCAAAGCUUUAUACUGACUAUUCUCCAAGGAUGAAUAAAAAUUAUGAUCUUUUUUUAAGGAUUGGUGUGGAUGGUGAACCAAAUGUUGGUAAAUCACGUCUUAUUGAAAAAUUUGCCGAAAAUGAUUUUAAAAAUGGAGUAUACGAAGAAAAUUUGCAUGUAUACGUAACGAACACGCACAUUAAUUUGGAGAAUUGCACUAUUAAAGUAGAAUUUUUAGAAACAGCCGAUGGAUUAAGGAAAAUAGAAGAACUUUCACGUGAAUAUACCAACAUCGAUAGUAACUAUGUAACUAAUAGGAUUCCUAUUAUGAUUAUUGCAAACAAAUGGGACGAAUGGGAUAAAAAUAAGCAGAAAAAUAGGAAUGACUAG
Cetraspora pellucida is the source of this 387-nucleotide messenger RNA. The record is from the annotation of a GenBank genome assembly. NCBI's taxonomy places the organism in Eukaryota, Fungi, Glomeromycota, Glomeromycetes, Diversisporales, Gigasporaceae.